AUGGUGAAGAACCGUUACCCACUCCCGAGGAUAGACGAUCUCUUCGAUCAGUUGCAGGGUGCAUCUUGGUUUUCCAAGAUAGACUUGAGGUCUGGGUAUCAUCAGGUCAGGGUCAGAGAAGAGGACGUGGAGAAGACCGCGUUUCAAACUCGUUAUGGACAUUAUGAGUUCGUGGUGAUGCCGUUUGGGCUCACCAACACGCCAGCAGUGUUGAUGGACCUGAUGAAUCGGGUUUGUAGACCGAUGCUCGAUCGCUCGGUCAUAGUGUUUAUAGACGACAUCUUGGUGUAUUCCAAGACCCGAGAGCAGCAUGAGGAGCAUCUUAGGGAGUUGCUGGGAGUUCUGAGGCGAGAGCGGCUUUAUGCCAAGUUCUCGAAGUGCGAGUUUUGGUUACGAGAGGUCCAAUUCCUCGGGCAUCUCGUUAACCAGGAUGGGAUUUUGGUCGAUCCACCCAAAAUCGAGGCAGUCAUGUACUGGGAGGUUCCGAAAUCUCCCUCAGACAUCAGGAGCUUUUUGGGAUUGGCAGGGUACUACCGGAGAAUCAUACAGAACUUCUCCAAGAUUGCGGUACCCCUCACUCGUCUGACGAGGAAGGCGGUGGAUUUCCGGUGGGGCCAUGAGUAG
Molecule: messenger RNA, 624 nt
Organism: Lactuca virosa
Lineage: Eukaryota; Viridiplantae; Streptophyta; Magnoliopsida; Asterales; Asteraceae
Source: the annotation of a GenBank genome assembly